CGGUCACACCAUCCCGGCCCACUACUAACCGCCUUUAUAGAACGAAUUAUUCCAUAUUCGGUCAUCAACACCUCUACACAAACCCUAGAGCAUACCCUUUCCGCAGGAUUAGGAUUCCCUAAAACGUUCUCGAAAUCUCAAGCAAGACCCGUCUCUUCUUUAUAUACCGAUCCGUUGCAGGAUCCCUUUUUUCUUCUCAAUCCGCUGCUUUUCUUUUUCUUUAUCUCGCGUCGUUCGUGAAUGGUGGAAAUCCUGAUCAAUCAAUUGAUGAUCUUCCCCCUCUCUUCUUCCAGAAGGGGGAUCUCUGCUUCUUCUUCUUUCUCCUUCGGAUCCUGCAAGGAAGGCUGGUACUACCGCUGCAUCGGCGUCGAUCCUUAGGCAAUCUCUCCCGUUUCUCCCUCGAUUUGUUUUAUUUUCGUUGUUAAACGCCGAUUCUUUUGUUUUUCUUCAAUUUUAUUGCUAUGCACAAAAAAUCGUCCGAGAUGUUGACAUACAAGCCGAAGAAGACUCAGGCCGGGAAGAGCGGCGGCGAGAAUCGCCGUCUGUUGGUCAGCAUCACCGUCCUCGGAAGCGCCGGUCCGAUCCGGUUCGUGGUGAACGAAGAUGAUCCGGUUGCGGCCGUGAUCGUUACGGCUUUGAAAUCCUACGCGCGUGAGGGGAGGCUUCCGGUUCUCGGAUCCGAUUUCAACAAUUUCGUACUAUAUUCCCCGAACGCAGCAACUGAAGCUCUUAAUCCAUGGGAUGGAAUUGGAUCGCUAGGUGUUCGAAACUUUGUCCUGUCAAAGAAACCACAGCAGGAGAGGGCCAAUGAGGACGGGAAACAAGCGGCGCCUAAGGCUUCAAGAAGCAUCUGGAGGACAUGGUUCAACAAGACGAUUAACCCCAAGAUUAUGUCUCAUUGAGGUACAAUAAGAACAUUCAAAGGGGAAUUGCCAACUUGUACUCUGAUUCGGCAAAGUUUUUAUUUUUGGAAUUGCCACUUGAUUUGUUGUUAUGGGAUUUGCUAUUGGUAUUAUUAUGGUUCUACAACGGAGUUCAAUGACUUGAUUUAAGAUUCAUCUGUGUUGCAUAACAUGUAUCUUUGCUAUGAAUUCCUUCAACAAAAGCUUAAAUUUGGAUCCUUAUGUUAUUCUUUUCACUCAAUUGAAGUAUAUGGUGUAUGUUGUAUUGAUAUCCCGUUAAGAAAUGAUUUGGAAGCUGAUUAUGACUUGGAGAAGUUUCUUGCUAAGAGAAG
Cuscuta europaea is the source of this 1234-nucleotide messenger RNA. The record is from the annotation of a GenBank genome assembly. NCBI's taxonomy places the organism in Eukaryota, Viridiplantae, Streptophyta, Magnoliopsida, Solanales, Convolvulaceae.